Molecule: messenger RNA, 2346 nt
Organism: Ostreococcus lucimarinus CCE9901
Lineage: Eukaryota; Viridiplantae; Chlorophyta; Mamiellophyceae; Mamiellales; Bathycoccaceae
Exons: 2
Coding region: 1-2346 (781 amino acids)
Biological process (GO): nucleotide-excision repair; transcription initiation at RNA polymerase II promoter
Cellular component (GO): transcription preinitiation complex; transcription factor TFIIH holo complex; nucleotide-excision repair factor 3 complex
Molecular function (GO): 3'-5' DNA helicase activity; hydrolase activity; DNA binding
Source: RefSeq, a predicted model, not a curated record
AUGAAGAGACGGCACGAACACGCCCCCAAGGUGAGCUUUCUGAGCGAAGACGCUGAAUUGAACGACGACGGACCGAGCGAGAGCGAUAGCGAGCUCGAGGACGCGCUGUGGAAAGGAGGGGAUGGAUUCGGAGAGAAUGAUUUCAGUGAGUUGGAACUGAAGCCCGAUCACGCGAAUCGGCCGCUGUGGGUUUGCGACGACGGGAGAAUUUUUUUAGAAUCGUUUUCACCCGUGUACAAGGCGGCGUAUGACUUUUUAAUCUCCGUCGCAGAACCGGUGUGUCGACCGGCGAAUAUGCACGAAUACGUGUUGACGCCGCAUUCUUUGUACGCGGCGGUGUCGGUAGGACUUGAAACGUCGACGAUUUUGUCGGUGUUGGAUAGAUUGAGCAAGACGAGACUGAGCGACGAGAUUCACGACUUUGUGCACGAGUGCACAGAAAAUUACGGCAAGGUUAAGCUGGUUUUGCAGAGGAACAAAUUUUACUUGGAGUCGAAUGAUCCCAAGAUUUUGAAAGAAUUGCUACAAGAUGACGUCAUUCGCGCCGCGCGAGUGGCGGGUUCGGCGAACGCGUCGUUUCACGUGUCGCACGCGCUCAAGGAAAAAGGGGCGCAAAAAUUAGUCGACAUCACCGAAGCGGAGCAAGGCGACGCCAUGGAAGGCGUGGAUAUGCAUAGUUUUGAGAUUGAGGCGAGGCAAGUCGAACACGUCAAGCAGCGAUGCCUUCCGGGUAACCUCGGAUACCCGACUCUUGAGGAGUAUGAUUUUAGGAACGACACGCGGAAUCCGGACUUAGGUAUCGAGCUUAAACCAAUGACUCGCAUUCGUCCUUAUCAGGAAAAGUCGUUGUCGAAGAUGUUUGGUAAUGGACGAGCCAGAAGCGGGAUCAUCGUGCUCCCGUGCGGUGCCGGCAAGAGUUUGACUGGCAUCGCGGCGGCUGCUCGAAUACGUAAAUCAUGUUUGUGUUUAUGCACAUCAAGUGUGAGUGUUGAUCAAUGGGCGGCGCAGUUCAAGCUCUGGACUAACUUGACCGAUGCUCACAUCGUGCGCUUCACGUCGCAAAACAAGGACGAUUUCCCGCCACCCGACGAAGCAUGCGUAUGCGUUACAACAUAUAACAUGGUGAGCGCCGGCGGUAAGCGCAGCGAGGGUAGCGAACGGAUCCUCGAGGCGAUUCGAUCGCGAGAGUGGGGAUGCAUGUUACUAGAUGAAGUGCACGUAGUACCAGCGGCGAUGUUCCGCAAGGUCAUUGGGAUCACAAAGGCGCACUGUAAACUCGGACUCACUGCAACGCUUGUGCGUGAAGACGACAAGGUGGAUCAUCUGAACUUUUUGAUUGGACCUAAACUUUAUGAAGCAAACUGGUUAGAUUUACAACGCGAUGGACAUAUCGCGAACGUGCAAUGCGUCGAGGUUUGGUGCCCGAUGACGGCCGAGUUCUUCCGCAAGUACUGCGAUCCAAACUUCAAUAACAAAAAGCAAGUCUUGUACUGCAUGAAUCCGAAUAAGUUCAUGGCUUGUCAGUUUUUGAUGCAAUUCCACGAGCAGCAGCGCAAGGACAAAGUCAUUGUGUUCAGUGAUAACAUCUUUGCGUUGAGAGAGUACGCAACCGCGUUGCGCAGGCCGCUGAUUUACGGCGAUACAUCACACGCCGAACGCACGCGAGUAUUGCACGCCUUCAAGUAUAGCAACGAAAUCAACACCAUUUUCCUUUCCAAAGUUGGUGAUAACUCCAUUGAUAUCCCCGAGGCAAAUGUCAUUAUUCAAAUUUCUUCACACGCAGGCAGUCGUCGCCAAGAAGCUCAGCGUUUAGGUCGAAUUCUACGUCCAAAGGCGGCGCAACUGAGUGGGAAGAAGACAAACGCAGACGAACAUAAUGCAUUCUUCUAUUCUUUGGUAUCGACCGACACGGCCGAAAUGUACUACAGUACAAAGAGACAGCAGUUCUUGAUUCAGCAAGGUUAUGCCUUCAAGGUGGUGACUGAUUUGAUCGGUCCUCAAGAUAAACCGCAGCUCAUGUACUCGACACAGGAGAAGCAACUCGACCUUCUCGCGAAAGUUUUGAGCGCCGGCGAGGCUGAAGCGGGUGAGGAAGUGCUUCCAGAGGAUGAAGAUGCGAUUAGACAAGCUCAUAAACCAGUGGGUGCCGCGCGUAGGACAGCGGGCUCAAUAACUGCGCUGUCUGGCGCCGAUGGUGCAUAUCUCGAAUUUGAUGCGCAACGCGGCGGCGCAAAGAAGAAGGCUAGCUUUCAACGAGCGUCUGGGGCGCCGAGAGCGGUGAAGCCGAAGAAUUCAAUCUUGCGCGAGCGAGACGCGAUGUUGCGCGGCAAGAAGAAAUUAGCAUAG